AUGCCCACGAUGGCGCCCAACCUUGUCACUCACCCGAACCCCUGUCCCAACCCAAACAUUCCCCCCUUACGCUUGGAGAUUGAGGACAUUCCCAUCGCCAAGAGUCAUCCUCAGUUCUCCCACGCCGUCGCUGCCGUUACAGCAUACUGGCGCCAAGCAACCAACAUGGCUUUAUCCGAUCAACAGGAAUACCGCGACCUUGUGGCCUCGUCGGCGUUUAUUGUUCCCAAAUCGGCCGAGGGCAUACCGAGCCAACACAAGCUGUACAAAGCCAUCAAGAAUAACUCAACGUGGGCGCGCCAUGUCAUGUUGAACGCCAUCUACGGCAAGGUCAAAUCUCUGGCGGAGCAUGUGAAGACGGCACAUGGCUCUGAUGUGAUGGAAAACUUCUUCAACGAAUACUGCAAGCACCAUCCCUGGCAAAGGGGUCUCAAGAAGCGUCAACGCGAGUCCAUCGCCCAAGGUCAACCUCCGAGCAAGAAGCAUGCUGAAGCCCCUGCUUCGUCCAAUUCGGCAGCCAAUUCUUCUGGAAAAGUAGCAAUCAAGAGCGAAUUUCCAGAAUCGAAGAGUCAAGCUCUCGGCAAAUUGGCCAAGGUAGAUCAGAAGCCCAUGGUGGCGCCUGUGUCGAACGAGAACAAGCUCGCCCUGCAUCCACGGAGCGACUCUCCUCUUUUCACUCGGGGGAUCCAGACACCGUCCCAGAAAGCGGCAGAGACCGACAAAAUGGACGAGAUACUGCGCGAACUCGUUCUCAUUCGAGAGAAUCAAGCCAAGCAGGAUGAGAAAAUGGACGAGAUACUGCGCGAGCAGGGCCACAUCCGAGAGCACCUAUUCAAGGAGACUGACAAGGUGGGAAAGGCCAUGGCGAGGGCGGAGGGCUCCAAUGCCGAGCUUACAUCCCGUUUCAAGGUCGUGGAGAAGAAUGUCCAACUGCUGCUGAAGAAGAAUCCAUAA
Messenger RNA from Trichoderma aggressivum f. europaeum, 954 nucleotides. RefSeq lists its product as uncharacterized. The record is from RefSeq and is a predicted model, not a curated record. Lineage: Eukaryota; Fungi; Ascomycota; Sordariomycetes; Hypocreales; Hypocreaceae. The transcript has a single exon. The coding region runs from base 1 to 954 and encodes 317 amino acids.